AUGGCUAAUGUACUGAAACUAGCAAAUCGGGCUGAAGAAGCCAUUGAGGCAAUAAGAUCCUUUAGCGAUCAGUGUCCCUAUGAAGCUCAGGAGUCCCUUGACAAUAUUCUUCUAGACCUAUACAAGAAAUGUGGUAGGACAGAUGAGCAGAUCGAAAUGCUGACAAUAAAGCUGCGAAUUGUUGAUGAGGAGCUAGCUUCUGGUCGGUGGAAAACAAAACUGUCUAAAUCUCAUGGAAGAGUAGUCUACCUUUCUCUCAGAGAUGAAAAAGCAAGGUUAUUGGGGAACCUUGCUUGGGCCUAUAUGCAGUCCGAAAAUUAUGAGGAAGCAGAGAUGCUCUACAGGCAAGCUCUUGCUAUAGAAGCUGACUACAACAAAGAGUGUAACUUGGCCAUCUGUUUGAUGAAGACUGGAAAGUUGGCUGAAGCUAAAUACCUGAUUCAAGCUAUACCUUACAACUGUGAUGAUGAAAGUCAUGUUAAGUCUCUCUCCCGGGCUACUGAAAUGCUUAGGGAACUUGACUUGCAAUCACUCCUGUUAGAAUACGUUCGCCACUCGCGGACCUCGGUGGCGCCUGCCUCAUCUGGCUCAGACGACGCUAGCGAUGUCGGCGAUCCCGUCGGACUCGACCCUGCCAUCCUGUGGCAUGGCGCUGCUCACCGGCGCCACCGGCCUCGGCUCCUCGGCAGUCGCGGCUCAAAGACCUCCUUCGCCAAAGAGGUGUUGUCGCCCCGCCCCGCCGCCCCGCCCCCGGCAGCGGUUCGGCAUCCACUACAGUCGUCGUUCAGCUCCGCCGCCGGCUCCACAGCCUCCCUCGCCGGCUCCACAUCCGCCACCGGCGGCUGCUUCUGGCCAUGCUGCAGCAAAGAAAAGCCACAAACACUAUCAACUCCUUUGAGUGAACUGAAAUAUAAAGAACCACAUAUUUCAGUUUCACAAAAUGCAGACAAGCAUGAGAAUUGCAAUUCAGGGCUUCCAUCUCCCAUAACUCAGUUGAGACGUGAAGAACCACACACUAUGGUUACUGCUGGUGCAGAAAAGAAUGAGGGAUUUGCAGAGUUUCAAGAUCUUUCUCGACUGUUCAAUGAUGCUGCUACACAUUCAAUACUUGAGAAACUACGAAAGAGGCUAGUUAAAGAGGCACAAAAAACCAGUAUUCAUGAUCAGAUUCAGACUCCUACUCCCACUGAAUGCUUGCCAAACUCUGAAAGAAACCUAGAUGCUAGUGAGACUCCCAUGCAAGAAGGGAAGCUCUUGACCAAAGGUGUUAGAGAAACAUUGGCUGACAUGGUGGAUGAAGAGGAACAACAAUUGGGUGAUGACAAACCAUGGGCUGACAUGGUGGUGAAGGAUGAACAGCAAUUGGGUGAUGGCAAGUCAACACUUGGUGUGGGAACUACUAAACAAAACGGGAGCAGUAAGCAUGCAAGUAAGCUGGAGUACAGAACACCAUUGUCUUGUCAAGAAAGCAGGGCCCAUCAAAGACCCGUCAUGGGUGGUCAACUGCAUGGUUCUUCAGCAGGUUCAUGGAGACAGAAUGACUCCAAAAUCUCCAUGGAUAAGAACGUGAACCGGGAUCUUGUGAGGACUGCUCCGACAUGGAGCAAGCAUAAGGAACAAGCAAUGGAGAGCACUGCAGUUUGCAAAUGGACACAGGUUGUCUACACACUGGAGCCUGACGGAUUCCAUUACUGCAGCUGGUCUGGGUGUCCUAACAUGGUGGUUGUCCUUCCUCAGGGGCAGCAAUGGCUGGCUGGCUGGCCGGCAGCCUUGAGCUUCAUCUGCAACCUGGACUUGGGCCCCAAGGCCGAGGGUGACUACUAUAUGGGGAACUGUUCUACCGGCUCAAUCAUGCCGUGCGGCCAGCCAUCUUCUUCAGUUAUUUCCUGGACAGACUUCAAUGCGUACACGGACACGGUUUAUGCGCUGUACAUUUAUGAUUGA
Molecule: messenger RNA, 1944 nt
Organism: Miscanthus lutarioriparius
Lineage: Eukaryota; Viridiplantae; Streptophyta; Magnoliopsida; Poales; Poaceae
Source: the annotation of a GenBank genome assembly